CCCUUUAAGUAGCCGUACAGCCUGUGACGUCCACUUCCGAAAAGAUUUGCAGCACGAAUUAAGAUUUAAGAACACUGCUUGCCUUUUAGUUGAGCUUUAAUGAAUUUCGAUCGUCUAGCUCACAGUAAUAUAUAUCUACGUACUCUUGCUCAUAGUUAAACAAACGCGAACCCGAUUUUCGCUCGUCUUGUCUUGAUUGGCUGAAUCUCAUUCUAUCCUCACCACAAAUUGUAGUUAUAUUUAAAGCAUUCGUGAUAAGGUCAAUCUAAAAACACUGUUAUUUAUUUAAAGAUAUCACUAUCUCUUUCACCAUGUUGCUUUAAGUUUAGACUAUGAGUUUACCGUCGACCACAAUCAGCAUGGAAAAACAUGCCAGGAAAACGCUUUCCCUCUACACGACUUCGGUGUUAUAUUUCGUCGUCUUCUUGUAUUCUACGAGUGUCGAAGGCCACGCAAGUUUCACUAUCAAAGAAAAAUUUCUUUUUGGAUAUCAGAUUCAAGAAAAUUUUCAAACUGACUGGAUUGGUUGCUUAAUGAAAUGCCAGGAACACAGUGAAUGCGUCUCUUACAAUUACCACACCAGAAAGAAUUUCUGCCAGCUUAAUCAUCAUGGAAUUGAGCAUGCAUGUAUGGCUGAAGAUGUACUGCACAGUGGAAGUCCAUAUAUUUUUCAACAAGUUAAGCCUGUCACAAAUGGUCGUUUAGCGAGUCGACGCAUUCUUCAGAAAUGUUCGUGCAACUGUGGUGCAGACAACCAGUGUACAAGCAACAAUGAGCCAGGAGUUGGCGAUACUCCAGAACUCGCAGCCCAAUCGUGUAAGGAUAUUCUUCAACGGAGAAGUGAUGCUACUGAUGGACCCUACUACUUGGAUGCAUUCCCUAACAAGACAUUUACAUACUGUCACAUGACUGAGAUACCCGGAUGUGGCGGGGGAGGCUGGACGCUAGUCAUAAAGAUGGAUGGAAACAAGCAAACUUUCAAAUACAAUUCAACUUUAUGGGAAAGUAUGGCACCUUACAAAUCCCAUAACGGUGUGGACCUAAAGGAAAAAGAAACCCUUUUACCCACAUAUUGGUACACAAAGUUUACCAGAUUGUGCCUGGGCAUGAAACAUGAUGGUAAUACCAGUUGGAUUGCUAUCAACUACACUGCAGACAGUCUCCUCUCGGUAUUUAGGAGUCCUGGUAGAAAAGUAGAAACACACUUGGAUGUCAGUCAGUGGAAAAGUUUGUUGCGCGGCUCGUCUUUACAGACCGCUUGUACGGUACAAGGUUUCAAUAUCCUGCACAAAGCUCCAGAAACAGCAUCAGCUCGCAUUGGUAUCACUGGAUUUCCGGGCAACUGCACCACGAGCGCUUCUAGAAUUGGAUUCGGUACAGGGGGGACAUUCUACGGCAUGGAUGGGACUAAUACUUGCGGAAACGAAGCGAAAAACAAACCAGACAACGGAGAACGUUCAAUAAAAGCAUUUGGAUAUAUUUUCAUUCAGUAGACAUAAGUAGCAAAGAGAAAUUUGGCGCGUCUUCCAAGUUGUUUGCAAGAACGUUCUUUUUCAUGCGCGCAUAGCGUCAUUUUCAAGCGGGCUACCGCUCUUCACAAAUACCAACGGCGCUCAAUUGUAAAAGAGCGUGCUAAUUGUACCAGCGUUUUAAAGCCGCGCAUUAUCUUUGUUAGUUUCAUGUGUGAAGCUAAACCAACUCGGCAUUAUGGUAAGUUCAUUCAUUUACUAUCGACGUCACUUCCGGUUAUAGCUGCGUCUUUAAUAAGCCUUUUCAUAGUUUUAAGAAUCGAUUCCACUGCGCAUGCGAUUUUAUCCCGAA
Actinia tenebrosa (Australian red waratah sea anemone) is the source of this 1821-nucleotide messenger RNA. RefSeq lists its product as uncharacterized. NCBI's taxonomy places the organism in Eukaryota, Metazoa, Cnidaria, Anthozoa, Actiniaria, Actiniidae. The record is from RefSeq and is a predicted model, not a curated record. Gene Ontology annotation, molecular function: oligosaccharide binding.